AUGCCGUGGCAAUUGCGGCAGUUUAAACAUUCCAACGAGGGCCUCACAGACGAUGACCUGCAAGGACUUCCAGUGGAAGAGCGUGACUUUGAUGAGGUGGAUCUGUCUCGGAACUUGUUUGGUCUGAGUGGUCUUCGAAGAAUCAUCGACUUCCUUCAACAGCAGCGGCACCUGAGAGUGCUGAAGCUCUAUCGAUGCGGCUUGGACGACGAGUCCGCCGAGCUUUUGAGCAAGUUCUGCUUGGAGUGCGGAAGCUUGGAAGAGGUGCAUCUCUCCCACAACCGAUUCAGCGCUUACGGCGCUGCUUUCCUGGUGCGCGCCCUGGAGCGGAACCGCGACUAUUCGCAGAUUCCCAUCUGGCUUCGGCUGGAGCACAAUUUAAUCGAAAAGCCGGAGAAGGUUUUAGCUGACUUCGAAAGAGACUUUAACGCCUGCGGCUUUCACGGCGGCAAGUGCGCGACGAAGGAGUGCUACUGGAGGCGAAAGCUUCACCUUCCGCACUUCCUCGAACAAGACACUGUUCACUGGGACGAAGCUCCGCCCAUCGGGUUUCGGAUCGAGGACAAGGAAGCUUUCAUACCCCCUGCUCGCGAUGACGACUCGGAAAGCAGGGCAUCUGACAACUCCGAACUUGACUGCCGUGGACGCGGCUUGCGCGGCUGGCACCAUGCAGAACCAGAGCGGCAAGUUUGCCACGGAAGAAGUCGCAGUCCUUUUGCCAGAGCGUUGGACGCACAUCAGCUGCUUGCUUGGCAGGAGAAGCUCCUGAGACGAGAGAGGGAGCUGGAUGAGCUCGAACGAUUGGCCAUGAGUUUUGUCAAAUGA
Molecule: messenger RNA, 825 nt
Organism: Symbiodinium sp. CCMP2592
Lineage: Eukaryota; Dinophyceae; Suessiales; Symbiodiniaceae
Source: the annotation of a GenBank genome assembly